This is a messenger RNA of Neocloeon triangulifer, 1472 nucleotides long. It is a transcript of the gene Rab23, whose product is annotated as ras-related protein Rab-23. The coding region runs from base 404 to 1129 and encodes 241 amino acids. Lineage: Eukaryota; Metazoa; Arthropoda; Insecta; Ephemeroptera; Baetidae. The record is from RefSeq and is a predicted model, not a curated record. Gene Ontology annotation, molecular function: GTPase activity; GTP binding. The transcript has 7 exons.
UUACCUGAGAAAGGAAGGGGAAAGCAGAGCGAGGAGAGAAUGAAGAAGACGGUCGUGUGAGUUGAACAAGAAGUUCUCUGCCGAAGUGACGGUUUUUGUAAUUUCCUCUUGUGCUGUGCGCCGCGAAUCCAUAUUCGCGCAAACUUGCAAAAAGGUUUUUCGAGCGCGAGUUCUGUCGCGAAUUUUGUGCUGUGAGGUCGUCAGGUGGUCUUUGACGACAGGUGUUUUGCUUCGUACCUUCCAAUGGGGAGCCAAACGGCUGUAAACAAAAAUGGAGAUCGCACCUAGAAGUUGCUGCCGCCACCAUCAAGCUGAACAAGUUCUUCCAAUUCAUCAGUAGUCGACACGCAAGCCACUUGUGGUCGCCGAAACCCCAAGGAAGGAGAAUAAAAAUAAAUAAAUCAUGUACGAGGAGGAGCUGGAAGUCGCCAUCAAGGUGGUGAUCGUCGGCAACGGAGCCGUCGGCAAGUCAAGCAUGAUUCAGAGGUACUGCAAAGGAAUCUUCACGCGCGACUACAAAAAGACCAUCGGCGUCGAUUUUUUGGAGAGGCAGAUCUCACUUGGAGGUGAAGAGGUGAGACUGAUGGUUUGGGACACUGCUGGCCAAGAGGAGUUUGACGCCAUCACCAGAGCUUACUACCGCGGGGCUCAAGCCUGCGUGCUCGCGUUCUCCACCACAGACCGAGACUCUUUCGAAGCCGUCCGGUCGUGGAAGAAAAAGGUGGAAGACGAGUGUGGUGAGAUACCGACGGUCCUGGUCCAAAAUAAAAUCGAUCUCGCAGACCACAGCGUCGUUGAACCGGAGGAAGCUGAAAUGCUAGCACGUUCAUUGGGCUGUCGGCUGUUUCGAGUAUCAGUGAAAGAAGAUGUCAACGUGGGUCCUGUUUUUCGUCACUUGGCGGCCUGUUGCCUCGAAGAAAUGCAUGCAGAGGAAGAGGCCAUGGGAAUGGGUGGAUAUCAACCACCGGCUAUUAGUGCCUUCAGCCUGCCCGUGUCCCCUUUGCACAAAGGUAGCAAACACCAUCACCACCAUCAUGGAGCAAUAGCAAUUAAGUCCAGAGGCCGAAGACUUUUCCGCAGUCACCACCCAGGCAAAAACAUGCUGCGCGGCGCGUGUUCAAUUAUCUAAUGACGUUUCGAGAAAUCAAAUCAAUCGUGUAGUGAACUUAAAUAAUGGACAAGGAAUUUCUACUGAGGUGCGUUGUGCCUGGGUCUGCCGUCUGCUUUCUUGUUUGACAAAGGCUCAAGAGUGUGUGAUACGAAGAAACUUUUUGUUUAUAAUAGUGCUCAUUGUUUUUACCUGUUGUAAAUGUGUUGAAGUAACUCUUGAAUCUGCACCCUCUUGCAUUUUCCUAAUUUUAAUGAGAGCAACUAACUUUGUAAGAAAUUGAAAGAUUUGAUAGAAUUUGUAAUUUAAUUCAAUUUUAAUUAAUAUUUUGGUGAUACAAUAAACCACUCAGCUUGAUAGACGA